AUGUCGGACUCGAAAAAUGUGCUCACGCUGCCCUCGGGCCAGAUCAUCACCAUCAACUUCACCAGUGAGACUGAGUAUCUCAACUCUCUAAGAGCUGGAGACGACGUCGUCCUGGAGAAUGCCAAGUUCUCGUUCCAGCCAGGAACGAGUCAACUGCUUCUCCUCGAGGAGUGUGAUCCAUUUGGGCUUUGGGUGGUUUUGUUUUCGAUCUUUCACCUGUACCCAAAGACCUCAUCGGUGGAGGUGGCUACUGUCAACAGUAGCCUCAGCUCUGAUAUAUUCACAAGCGGGCUGAUCCAGGCUAACUCCGACGACAGACUGCUCUGUCUUCGCUCAGUUUUCUAUCAGGUUCAUAUCCCGUCAAAGGGUCCGCUGUCUGGAUUUCUUCUGAGCAAUUCGUCAGCAUCAUCAAUCCCCACUUUCUAUGUGACCGACAAAAACAGCGCGGGGUCAACAGUCAGACAUCCUCUUCGCCCAACUCAUUUACACACAGAGCGGUAUGCGCGCUACAUACCCUCGCUCCAGAAACUGCUCGAGUUCCAUGUCUUGCAGAAAAGUGAUUCAGCUGACGUGGAUGCGUUCUCGGAGUGGAUGAACAAUGACCGUGUGGCAAAGUUCUGGGGCAUGAAGGGUGCAAAGGAUACCGUUCAUGUUCCUUACAUCGAGAGUAUGGAGAAGGACAGACACGCGACGCAGAUCAUCGGCACGCUCGACGGCGAGCGCUUUCUAUACACCGAGAUCUACUACGUGCUUGAAGAUCAUCUUGCGCCCUACACCGACGGAGAGGUAGGUCCAUACGACAUGGGUUUCCACCUUCUAGUCGGCAAUGAGAACCUGCGUGGCCCGCACAUCGUCCGCGCCUGGCUUACUUCGAUCGUGCAUAUGCUCUUCCUACAAGACACUCGAACGAGAUAUGUCUUUCUGGAACCAAGAGCAGAUAACUCGAAGCUGAUCGGGUAUCUUCUGAAGUUUGGGUUCACGAAGCUGAAGGAGUUUGAUUUUCCUCAUAAGCGAGCGGCGUUGAUGCGCAUCGAACGAACGACAUUUUUUGAAGAGAUAGGACCUGCCUUGUGA
Myxozyma melibiosi is the source of this 1074-nucleotide messenger RNA. RefSeq names its product GNAT domain-containing protein. Gene Ontology annotation, biological process: siderophore biosynthetic process. Lineage: Eukaryota; Fungi; Ascomycota; Lipomycetes; Lipomycetales; Lipomycetaceae. The transcript has 2 exons. Bases 1 to 1074 code for a protein of 357 amino acids. The record is from RefSeq and is a predicted model, not a curated record.